Messenger RNA from Macrosteles quadrilineatus (aster leafhopper), 2428 nucleotides. RefSeq lists its product as uncharacterized. The coding region runs from base 144 to 2303 and encodes 719 amino acids. The record is from RefSeq and is a predicted model, not a curated record. The transcript is spliced from 2 exons. Lineage: Eukaryota; Metazoa; Arthropoda; Insecta; Hemiptera; Cicadellidae.
GUUCCCCGGAGUUUAAACUUGUUUGAGUGCAGUCCAGUCAGUCAGUGGUUGUGCGCGUCAGAGUCGGGUGUAGGAAUAUUUCGAGGCGCCGACCAAGAUUCUUCCUUACGAGUCUUGAGGUUUGAUUAUACUGGAGGCUGACCAUGACCCUAGUCGCAGGAAGGAUGCCAGGGAUCCAUCCCCUGGAGAGGAACCACUACAGGGAGGAAUCAGGAAUGCCCGGAAUCCUCAAGACUGGAACCACCCAAAGGCCUAGUCGAGAAAUGAAUUCCUACAUCAAACAAUCAGAAAACCAAAGAAAUGAGGAUGGAAAGCGCUUAGUCAGAUUUUGUGAGGAUGACGAUAGUGAAGAAAAUGAUAGAGAAUCUUUGAUGGAGGAUGAAACUCAAGAUGUAAUCAUGUUUGGUAGUAACAUGUACUUUAUAAACAAAUCAGAUCCUAAUUCUGCAGUGAGAAAAUUAUUUCCUAACUCAAAGCUUACACCUAUCAAUCCAUUUAUUAACAGAGGCAGUAAUCGGGAAAACAGUAAUGGUAAUCACUACCCAAAUAAGAUGUCAGAAAGUACUCGUAAUUUAUUAAACCGCACCAAGUCAAGUGACUGUGAGAAUAGAAAUAAAAUAAACAUAACAAGGAGAAAAGUUGCUGAACAGCCUAUUUCAAGAAGAAACAUUCCUAAAAUUGCUGCAGAACAUAAGUCAAAACAAGGUAAAACAGCUAAUUCUUCUACACCUCUAAUAGAAAGAAUCAAACAACUAACAUGUGAAAGUGAAGAAACACAGGUUAACAAAAAUGUCGAUGUAAAGCAGAAUAGGCCUGGUCAGCCAGUGUGGAAAAAUACAUCCAAAUCUCCAAUGAACCAGGACUACAAUCUUGGACAGCCCCAGAAAGCAAAGGAUUUGCCAAAACAAGCAAAAGAAGGUCUGAACUUGAUGCGAUAUAAUCAAUGCAUAUCCCAUACAAGAUCAAAUGAGACCUCCAGCAAUAAAUAUAGUCCUACCAAAACUAGUCCAACGGAUGAAGCAAGACGUUCAUUUUUGUCAAGCCUGUCACAAAACCUUGAAGAAAAAUCAGAGAAAAGAAAUUCCAUUGCCAGCAACAGCACUGCAGGAGACACAGUCUAUAGCUUGUCCGACAUAGAAGAGGCUCUGACUGACGAGGAGAAAGAGAUCAAGGAUGCAUUCGCUCAUGAAAACCGACAAGAUGAAUUAGAAUUAUUUGUCCAACAAGAUGCUGGAAGAACCGAACGACUAAGAAAACGCUACAGUUCCACACCAAAACUAGAAAGUCGUGUAUCAACUGGUUUCAACAACUCAGGUGCUUACAAAACUAGUUCAUCCACAAACUUAACUAACUAUCCCAAUGAAUACAAUACCUUGCAAAAAGAAAAGCCAAAAUUUGGUUCAACAAUCGAAAUUCUCCAACAGCUACAGCAACAGAUUGAGACUCCUUAUCAAUUGGAAGGAAGAAGAACAGCUUGCUCCAAUUAUUCAGACAGCUCUAUUCCGAUAUCUGAAAGGCUUUUUUGUGAUGAAUCUUCAGACGGGUACGAACCAGUUCUACCCAAGCUCAAUGUACACAGAACUUGUUCUUUGGAUUCUAAGAACUAUGAAGAAAUAGAUAAUUUUCCCUCAGCAUUCUCAGUCCCCAGAACCAAAUCUCACGAACAUCCCCAUUUGAGUCAGAGAGAAUCUGAUAUUUACUUUCACCCCUCGCUCAAUCGGUAUCCUGGAAAUCACCAGGGAAGGAGUCAGAUGCUGCAGAACGUGUACGUAAGUUCUCCAGAUCUCCAUGGAUAUCACCAGCCAGUUUUUCCUGACAGAGUUUCUUCUUAUAACAGUCAUCCCUCUAGACCUAGACAACUUCACCCAGUACUUCAGAGGCAAUAUUGUAGAUAUCCGGUGAAUGAAGUUCAACCAACCCCAGCAGACGAGGGGAAGAUUCUCACCCCUCCCAUCAGAAUGCACACUUACAUGAACAUCCCAGUCAACUCGCCAUCUUACCCACCCCCUCCUCCAUACUCCAAAGCAAACCCUUAUAUAUCUCCUUGCCACCACGAUGUCUACCAAUAUCAACCUCCACAUGUUCAUCCCAACAUUUACCAGAACGUUCCCAUGCCGACUAGCCCCAGCAUGAUGACCAUCAGUAGACUUUGUACGGAGAGAGAACGAGGAGUGCCCGAAGGUGCGAGUUCCACUCAUGAUUCUGAUGAACAUUUCCCUCAAAAUGAUUAUUAUUACAAAGCCAACAUGACAACUAUACCUAAGCCCUCUAGUGUACCUUACCAUUACUGUGUUGAUGUCUAACCAAAGAUUAAUGUAUGUUCAAACUGUAAAUAUAACAUGUAUCCCUUUUAUACUUAGGUAUUAAUAGUGUACCUAAUUGAUGUAUUCCAUAAUUACUACUGAAAAUCAUCGUUUAAGUACAGAUU